Messenger RNA from Alternaria rosae, 1583 nucleotides. RefSeq names its product palmitoyltransferase PFA5. Gene Ontology annotation, molecular function: protein-cysteine S-palmitoyltransferase activity. The transcript has 2 exons. The record is from RefSeq and is a predicted model, not a curated record. Gene Ontology annotation, biological process: peptidyl-L-cysteine S-palmitoylation; protein targeting to membrane. Gene Ontology annotation, cellular component: Golgi apparatus; endoplasmic reticulum. NCBI's taxonomy places the organism in Eukaryota, Fungi, Ascomycota, Dothideomycetes, Pleosporales, Pleosporaceae. Bases 351 to 1583 code for a protein of 410 amino acids.
UACGCGUCGCCGGCGGUCGUGGAGAAGUGUUCAUGGAGAAGAGGCAUACUGUACGCGGAAGUUCAGCAAUUAUUCACGAUGGUUGUGACAACGCGUUGUCUUCUCUUCCUCGGGUCUGUCGAUGAUGAUGACGUCUCUUGCUAACCGGCUUCGGACUAGCGGGGCAAACACGUGCGCGAACCAUCUUGGCUGCGCGCCGGGCGGCUUCACGCCGCUGUCGUGCAACAACGGGAACGUCAGGCCUUCUCAAAGGCUUCGUCGACCACUCGUCUCCGCGUGCGACGCCGACUAUCUCAAUUUGUUCUUUCUUCUUCCUCCAGUCGCACCCGAGAAUUUCGUAUAGCCACGCGAUGGCACCCCCGUCAGUUAUCGGCUCCCAGAAGCCUGGCGCGACAGAUACCACCGCGAUGGAACAGAAGAUAGGGCAGGCCACCUCUGUCAUUCUACCCCUUCUAGAGUUCGGCGCCCUGGGCUAUGAGACAUACGUCGUAGUCUACUUAAUAUGCGUCCAGUACCUCAUAAACCCUCCUGAGGACCUCCAACGAGAUUUCGGCAUUCGGCCGCGACGUUCCACCGGAAUCGCACUCAUAGUCGUCUACGCUAUCCUCCUCCUCCUCCUCAUGGUAGCAUGGCUGCGCCUAUUACAACUGGUCUGGUCGAAGCCAGAUCUCAUACCUCUGGGUAACCCUUCGGUGGACAAGGCAGAUGCGAGUACGAAAGGCUUCGGGUUCGAUCAAUAUGAUGCAUACAUCUGCGAUUACCAGGGAGUGCCACUUUGGUGUGAGAGGUGCCACAAUUGGAAGCCGGAUAGGGCACAUCAUUGCAAGGAACUGGGGCGCUGUGUGAAGAAGAUGGAUCAUUACUGUCCAUGGGCUGGUGGAAUCAUAGCAGAGACUACGCAUAAAUUCUUUAUGCAGUUUGUAGCGUAUGCGUCGCUAUACACCACGUUCACUUGGAUUGUGGUGGCCAUUUUCUUCGCGGAAAGGAACUCAAAGAUGGACUCAAGGCCAGGGACAUGGAUCGGCGCACUCGCGACAGCUGUGCUCUUCAGCAUCUUCACCUUCACAAUGACCUGUAUGACAGGCUGGAAUCUGAUGAUCAACUUCACCUCGGUCGAAGGCAUCCAGCGCGGCGGGAUCCACAACAUCGCCUUCCUCAUAUCGAACCCCUCCCCGAACCCCGAUACCGCUGCUCCACUUACUGCGACACCAACGACGUCAUCCAGUAAACAUCAAAAGAAGAAGUCUAGCAGAGACGUGGCAGAAGAGAAGGAACUCGACAAGGAGGACUGGCCUAUUCUCACUACCGUCACCCGCCUCCCGAACCGAUCCUACGUCGUUAUGCAGACUAAGCCUUUGGAACACCCCUGGUAUACAACCCUCCUGCAGGGCUGGAAAGAUACCAUGGGCACGAACAUAAUAGAGUGGCUAUUGCCGUUCCGCCAAUCUCCAUGCAAACGGAAAAGCCAUCGCGGAGAAUUUGAAUGGGGUGAGGUGGUGUACGACAUGGCGAAGAUGUAUGAGAAGAAGAAUCCAGGAGCCAGUCUUGCUAUUCUUGAUGAGAGUAGGAGAUCAAGGAGAUGA